Gossypium raimondii (Peruvian cotton) is the source of this 2981-nucleotide messenger RNA. RefSeq names its product subtilisin-like protease SBT1.7. The transcript has a single exon. Gene Ontology annotation, biological process: proteolysis. The record is from RefSeq and is a predicted model, not a curated record. The coding region runs from base 409 to 2694 and encodes 761 amino acids. Gene Ontology annotation, molecular function: serine-type endopeptidase activity. Lineage: Eukaryota; Viridiplantae; Streptophyta; Magnoliopsida; Malvales; Malvaceae.
AAAAAGAGGAAAUACACAGUUAUCAUCCGCCUAGAGAGGGGAGGAGGAAGAGAGAGAAUCAUCUCUCAGCCUCGAGAAAAAAAAAAAAAAAGAUUUCAAGACAACGGAUAAACACAAAAGCAUGAAAUCAUGUGAAAGAAAGUUAUUAGUAUCUUAUCUCAGCUCUUAACCUCCAUCACCUUUUUUUCUCCCUUAUUUAUUUUUGGUUUGCAACCAAUCAUUCAAACAACAAGACAACCCCCACCGUCCCUAUGACCACGUUUACUCUUUCUUCUUUUAUAUUUAAUAAAGGAAAACAGAACCCCAAGGAUUUUAGCUUUUCCUUUUUGUAUAAAAUCAAGAGUUUUAUCCAAGCGUUCAUCUCUAUUGCUUUUCCUCUCUUUCUGGUGAAGAAGAGAGUGAACAAAAAUGGAGAUGGUUAAGUGUUUUAUGAUUGUCCUGAUUCUGGGUCUUUGCCACGUGUCCAUGGCUGCACCAUUGGAGGAGAAGAAGAGUCACAGAAAGACUUACAUCGUGCACAUGGCUAAAUCCGAGAUGCCUCCGAGUUUCCAGCACCAUACUCACUGGUAUGACUCCUCUUUGAAAUCAGUUUCCGGCUCGGCUGCAAUGCUCUAUACCUACGACAACGUUAUCCAUGGAUUCUCUACUCAGUUAACUGACAAAGAAGCGGAGCAACUCGAGAGCCAACCAGGGAUCCUCGCGGUUUUACCCGAGGUAAGAUACGAGUUACACACGACUCGUACACCUGAGUUCCUUGGACUCAGUCAAGCUGCUGCUUUGUUCCCUGAGUCUGAGUCGGCGAGUGAAGUUGUUAUUGGUGUGUUGGAUACUGGUGUUUGGCCUGAGAGCAAGAGCUUUGCUGAUACGGGGCUUGGACCAAUACCAAGCAGCUGGAAAGGCGCGUGCGAAUCAGGCACCAAUUUUACCUCCGCAAAUUGCAAUAAAAAGUUGAUAGGUGCGAAGUACUUUGCUAAGGGGUAUGAGGCUGCCUUGGGUGCAAUUGAUGAGACCAAGGAAUCAAGAUCACCUCGAGAUGAUGAUGGGCAUGGUACUCACACGGCCUCCACCGCUGCAGGGUCGGUGGUGGAAGGAGCUAGCUUGUUUGGCUACGCGCAAGGAACGGCGCGUGGUAUGGCCACGCGCGCUAGGGUUGCUGUUUACAAGGUUUGUUGGAUCGGUGGAUGUUUCAGUUCAGACAUCUUGGCUGCCAUGGAGAAGGCCAUUGAUGAUAACGUUAAUGUACUAUCCAUGUCCCUCGGCGGUGGCAUGUCUGAUUAUUACAGGGAUAGUGUUGCAAUCGGAUCUUUUGCUGCCAUGGAGAAGGGGAUUUUAGUUUCUUGUUCGGCCGGAAAUGCUGGUCCAGCUCCUUACAGUUUAUCAAACGUGGCUCCGUGGAUUACAACUGUCGGUGCAGGCACACUGGAUCGUGAUUUCCCUGCUUUCGUUAGCCUUGGAAACGGCAAAAAUUUCUCCGGCGUGUCGCUUUACCGAGGCAGCCCCUUGCCUGGAAAGAUGUUACCAUUUGUUUAUGCUGGCAAUGCUAGCAAUGCUACCAACGGAAAUUUGUGUAUGAUGGAUACUUUGAUACCGGAAAAAGUUGCCGGCAAGAUUGUUCUUUGUGAUCGUGGGAUGAACGCCAGGGUUCAAAAAGGAGCUGUCGUUAAAGCAGCCGGUGGUAUAGGCAUGGUUUUGUCUAACACUGCCGCAAAUGGUGAAGAGCUGGUAGCGGAUGCCCAUUUGCUCCCGGCAACCGCCGUGGGUCAAAAAUCUGGUGAUGCUAUAAGAGACUACUUGUUUUCAAAUCCUAACCCAACUGUCACCAUUCUUUUUGAAGGAACCAAAGUUGGCAUAGAACCAUCACCGGUGGUGGCUGCUUUUAGCUCAAGAGGACCAAAUUCUAUAACCUCGGAGAUAUUGAAACCAGACAUGAUUGCUCCAGGGGUUAACAUUUUAGCAGGGUGGUCCGGUGCAGUAGGUCCAACGGGGUUGGCUACGGAUACCAGACGAGUGGAUUUUAACAUCAUUUCAGGAACUUCAAUGUCUUGCCCACAUGUUAGUGGCCUUGCAGGGUUGCUGAAGGCGGCUCACCCAGAUUGGAGUCCAGCAGCUAUUAGAUCAGCUCUUAUGACUACAGCUUAUACGGAAUACAAAAACAAGCAGAAAAUGCAAGAUAUUGCAACGGGGAAACCAUCCACCCCGUUCGACCAUGGUGCUGGACAUGUGGAUCCUGUUUCAGCGCUUAAUCCAGGGCUUGUGUAUGAUUUGACAGCGGAAGAUUAUCUGGGUUUCCUUUGUGCCUUGAACUACACAGAGUUCCAAAUCAGAUCCCUGGCGAGAAGAAACUUCUCAUGUGAUGCUAGCAAGAGAUACAGAGUCACUGAUCUCAACUACCCUUCCUUUGCUGUCAAUUUUGAUUCGGUCAUGGGUGGGUCGAAUGUUGUUAAACACACUCGAACUCUCACCAAUGUGGGCUCGCCAGGAACUUACAAGGUAUCGGUAUCACCUGAAACUCCAGGAGUUAAGAUAUCAGUUGAACCACAGACUUUGAGUUUUAGCCAAGCAAAUGAGAAGAAAUCAUAUACGGUGACGUUCAGUGGUAGUUCACAGCCAACCGGUACGAACGUGUUCGCUCGUUUGGAGUGGUCUGAUGGGAAGUAUACCGUGGGCAGUCCUAUUGCAAUUAGCUGGACAUGAUAGGAGAAUAAAGGGGAUGGACAGUUUUUAAACUUUAAAAAGUUGAAUGGCUUCUUAAACUCACUCAACAAGAUGAGAUGGGGGUUGGUUCAAUUGUUUUAGUGUUUUGAAGUUGUAGUUGCCAGAUUCAUGAUAGCUAAACCAGCUAAUAAUGGAAGCUGGGGUCUUAAGUGUUUGAUGUUAUUCUCUGAGAGAGGGAACAAUGAAACAGUGUAUUAAUAUGCUUUUAAUUGCUUAGUCGAUUGUUCAUGCUUAAAGCAAUCCAUGGGCUUCUUGCUUUCGCUUUA